This is a messenger RNA of Phytophthora sojae, 1082 nucleotides long. RefSeq lists its product as hypothetical. The record is from RefSeq and is a predicted model, not a curated record. Gene Ontology annotation, cellular component: membrane. The transcript has 3 exons. The coding region runs from base 1 to 1032 and encodes 343 amino acids. NCBI's taxonomy places the organism in Eukaryota, Oomycota, Peronosporomycetes, Peronosporales, Peronosporaceae.
AUGCUCGCGAGUACGCUCCGCCGCUCCGGCGCGUCCGCGCUGCGCCACGCGCAGCGCAGCAACUUGCCCAGCCGCCGCGUGCUGUGCUCUGCACCCAAGGAGCGCACUGUAAGCGCCGCCAUCCCGCUCUCCGUGGGCGUCGCCACUGGUGGCCUCGCGGGCGUUGUCUCGGCACUCACGGGCGUCGGCGGAGGCAUCAUCCUCAUUCCGGCGAUGGCCAAGUUCACCACCCUGACGCAGCAGGCCAUCAACGGCACGUCUUUGGGAGCGGUGGCCAUCGCUGCGACCGUCGGGGCCUGGAACUACCUCGAGUCGGGCGCCUGCAACGUGCCGCUGGCGCUCACCACCACAAUUCCGGCCAUCGUCGCCACCAAGUACGGCGUGCGCACUGCGCACCGCCUCACGAGCAAGAAGCUGUCGCUGGUCGUGGGCUCCGCCAUGCUGAUGUGCUCGCCGCUCAUCUUCCUCAAGAACAGUCCGUACAUGCCCAAGUGGAGCGACGGCCAGGACCCGCUGGACCUGCAGUUCUUCGUGCCGCAGCAGAAGGACCUGGAGAAGGCUCGGAACUCGGUGCCGGAGGGCGAAGCUCACCCGUCCGUGGCUGCCACGUCCGCUGCAGUCUCGGCCGAGUACAUGGAGAGGGUGAAGGCCGACUGGCAGGGCUUCGCAUUGGUCAACGCCAAGUACGUGUUCGCUGGUGCUGCAGCGGGCUUCAUCUCGGGACUCUGCGGACUGGGAGGAGGCAUCCUCAUCACGUCCUACUUGACGGCAGCGAGCGACAUGCCCCAGGCCACGAUCAUUGGUACGUCGCUGCUGUCCGUCGUGCCCACGGCGGCGUCGUCGACGGUGUUCAAUCUGCGGGCCAAGUCGAUCCACUUGCCCACUGCCGCUCGCAUCGGCGGCUCGCUCGCUGCUGGUGUGUACGUGACCUCCAAGUAUAUUACGCAGGACGUGCCUGAGGACGUGCUGCGCGGCGUUCUGGGCACGACGCUCGGUGCCGCGGCCAUCGUCAUGAUGCGCCGUGCCAUUUAGACUCGUACUCCGUAGACGUGUAAAGAAUGAAAGAAGCACUGCAUUUCCAC